Molecule: messenger RNA, 2667 nt
Organism: Chelmon rostratus (copperband butterflyfish)
Lineage: Eukaryota; Metazoa; Chordata; Actinopteri; Chaetodontiformes; Chaetodontidae
Product: transcriptional repressor p66 alpha-like
Exons: 11
Coding region: 141-2384 (747 amino acids)
Biological process (GO): negative regulation of transcription by RNA polymerase II
Cellular component (GO): NuRD complex
Source: RefSeq, a predicted model, not a curated record
CAAAGGUUGAGCGCUGGGGAGGAGAGAGGGGGGGCUCGCUCGGCCGAAAAAUAUUUUAUUUUACGUUUCCUCGCGCGUGCCAGCCUGAAACCGCGACCCCCGGACUUGAUUAUGUGCGCUAGAAGUCGUUAAAUGAGGGGAUGUCUGAGGAGGCUGUUCGCCAGACGCGCAGCCAGAAGAGGGCGCUGGAGAGGGAUGCUACUCCCCAGUCUAUAGAACCCUCCACUGCUGACAGUGAUAUCAAAAAGCCUAAACUGGACCCGCCUGAACCCACAGCACAGGCACAAACUAAACCUACAUCCAAGCCUGUACUGGCAGAGGAUGGUCAGAGCGAGACUAGGGACAGAUCAGAGGACGGGAAGGAUCAGGAGGAGGGGCAGAGUCGGUCGCCGAUACCUUUAGUGUCACCUUUGGCCUCUUUGCCGGCGAAGGAUGAUCAGGCGCGGACCCAGAAACAAAACACGGCUGAACCCAGCUCAGACAAUCGGACUGACAACAAUGACAGAGCCAGCAAGGUGAGGACAGAGCCAGCUAUGGAUACAAGGAGCAAGGCCCGGCUGACGGACCCGAAGGCGUCCGGCGGCAUGCUGGCCGCAGGGGAGGUGAAGGCCACCAUUAAAGUGGAAGUUCAGACGGGAGAGCAGCCCGUGGACAUGAGCACCUCCAGAGGCAGUAUAAAAAGGGAGAAGCGCCCUCCGUCCCCUGAAGAUGACGAUGUCAUCAUCUUGUCUGACAAUGACUCCCCCAGUCCACCGAUGAAUGGCCUGAGCCACUUUAAAGAGCUGGACACGGACCUGCUCAUGAAGAGCAGCCCAGCGGAGAGGGAGCGCAUCAUUAAGCAGCUGAAGGAGGAGCUGAGGCUGGAGGAGGCCAAGCUGGUGUUGCUGAAGAAGCUACGACAGAGCCAGAUACAGAGGGACACUCUCCAGAAGCCCUCAAGUAUGUCCGGCUCCUCUGCGCCUCCUCCUCUAAUCCGAGGAACAAUUACAAGCAAUAAAGGCUCUCAGCAGAUUUUGACGGGCAGAAGUUCAGGCACGGUCAUCCCUCCGCCGCUGGUGAGAGGAGGGCAGCAGGUGUCGUCCAAACAUGGCUCCCAGGUCAUAAUGCCGCCUCUGGUCAGAGGGGCACAGCCCAUGUCUGUAUCUCCACAGCAGAUCCAGGCUCUCCGCCAGCAGCAGCAGCAGCAGAUGGCUGCCUCUGGAAGCUCAGGACCUCCUCCUCUGCUGUUGGGCCCCAGGACCUCAAUCCCUGCAGGCCAGGGCCAGCGAGGCAUGGUCCAGCCAGGCCUCAUCAGAAUUGGCAGUAGUGCUAACACACUGGGCUCACCGUCCAGCUUGAAGGGCUCUUCCUCAGGCGGCAUGUCUGUGGUUAGCGUGAACGACUCUCCGGCCAGCCGCCAAGCUGCAGCUAAACUCGCCCUGAGGAAACAACUGGAGAAGACCCUCCUGGAGAUUCCCCCUCCCAAGCCCCCAGCCCCAGAGUUUAACUUCCUGCCCUCUGCAGCCAAUAAUGAGUUUAUCUACCUGGUGGGACUGGAAGAAGUGGUACAGAAUCUGCUGGAUACCAUCCACAGAGGAAAGACAGGUUUAGCACUGUCCAAGACCAUUGUCAAAGACCCCUUCAUCUGCACCCAGUGCAACACUGACUUCACCUGCCGCUGGAGGCAGGACAAGACGAAAGGCGAGGCAGUCCUCUGUGAACACUGCAUGUCCUCCAAUCAGAAAAAGGCUUUGAAAGCUGAGCAUACCAAUAGGCUGAAAGGUGCAUUUGUCAAAGCACUGCAACAAGAGCAGGAAAUAGAGCAGCGUAUUUUCCAGCAGACGUCCUCGCCCGUCUCCCACAGUAGCUCCUCGUCCUCGUCGUUGAAAGCAGAGCAGCUGGUGUCCCAGCAGCUGAAGCAGGCUCAUGCCAGAGCAUCCUCCCUCCAGCACCACCACCAGGCCAGCCGAGGAGCCAACAUGCUUCAGCAUCACUCGAUCAAGCAGAGCUCCCAGGGCCAGCAUUCCCACGGUGUCUCAUCGGUGGGGUUGAGGGGCGUCCACCACUCCUUCUCCUCCUCCUCCCAGCUGCAGAGUGCGGUGGCGGCCGCAGCUUUGGUCAGCCGGCCAGGUAAGCACGCCCAUGUUUCCCACCACUCUGUCCAGAGUUCAAAGGUGAGCAGCAGUGGACUCGGCGGCGGCAGGAUUGUCACCGGAGGUAGUGCCUCAGCCACUGCAUGGAAGAAGCAGAGCAACAGCAACACAGGAGUCACUAUGGCCUAUGUGAACCCCAGCCUGACAGGUCACAAGACGUCAGCCACCGUCGACGCUCGUCAGAGGGAGUACCUGCUGGACAUGAUCCCCUCUCGCUCAUCAAUCUCGCAGACUGCAAACACAUGGAAAUAAUUUAAACUGUACUCUACUACUCAUUGUUUGUUUUUGUCCAAGUUCCUGAGCUCCAAUAAUAUGGUCAACAGCAACCCCCGGAGGACUGUUAGCAAAUACAAUCUCCUAAAGUGAAGAAGCGUUCCUUUCUUUCCUUUUUGUAUGAUUGUUUUAGUUUUCUUAUUUUCUGUUGUUUAUUUUGAGAUUCGCUGUUCUUUGGUAAUUGUGCAGAAACCAUUUUGGUUUGACUGGGAAAAAGAAAAAAAAAACAAAUACUUGAAGGGCUUCCCCCUGGGUACUUGUG